Molecule: messenger RNA, 2004 nt
Organism: Saxophila tyrrhenica
Lineage: Eukaryota; Fungi; Ascomycota; Dothideomycetes; Mycosphaerellales; Extremaceae
Exons: 2
Coding region: 1-2004 (667 amino acids)
Source: RefSeq, a predicted model, not a curated record
AUGUCCGAGACGACAUAUAGGCCCAUCGACAGCGACGCCGACUGUGAGGAUGCCACCACAGCCCGGGAGCAUGAAGCGCGAUCGCAUACUCCCGAAACUUUGGAUCCGAAGGAGGAUGCGAGCAGUCAGCACUUAGACUCCACCUCGACUCCAAGGCCAUGCAAACGUCCCACCUCGAGCGGCAGCAUCUGGACAGCGCUGCUGGACUUCUGCUUGGUUCUGCCUCCGAUCUACUUCCUAGUCUUCGCUUUUCUCGUCUACUCAAGAGACCAGACGCCGGUCGAUACGACAGAUGAAGACAAUGCUCUGCUGCAAGCCGCCGCACUGGGCCCUACCCUCUUCCCCAUCGCUUUCGCCGCGAUCAUUGGAAGCUUCCUGAACGCUGUUGCAGCAUGGCGGAUCGAAAGAGGCGCCAGUGUUGCUACCUUGGAACAGCUACUGGGAUCAAAGACGGUCUUCAGUGCGGUCACACUCCCUGCUAAGCUGCAGGUGUUUACCUUUCUUGGGCCGUUGCUCAUUGCGCUGUGGGCUAUAUCGCCUAUAGGUGGUCAAGCAUCUCGACGCAUCGUUGACACGGGACUGCAGUAUCGGACAUCGUCCAUCAACGCCUCGUAUCUGGAUACCAACAAGCCAUACGACCUAUGGCGCAAUUCUGGCAAGCCAAGCGACUUUGCAAGAAACAGCGCCGCGUAUGUCACUGCGCUCCUAAACGCCGGUACUCUCAAACAUCGCCGUUGGGAUACAUUUCGCAACAUCAAGAUCCCAAUGAUCGAGUACCUGGACACUCGAGACGGUAGCGGUGGUGGGCAUGAGUUCCAAAACGUGCCCACGGAGGGAACCAUUGCUUGGUCGUCCUUGAUAGGUGUCCCUCACGCGCGGGUUCAGACCCUCCCAAAUUCCACGGUCGUUCCCAGUAUAUUGCCAGCAAACGCCGACACUUCUUUCAAUCUGGAAUCUAGCUAUCUCAACGCCGACUGCUCUGACCCACGUCUUUAUGAUGUAAAUUUCUAUUCCGGGAAACCUUGGAUUAAGUUGACGAACAGCUCAUAUCCAGAAGGCAUUACGCUACUCAAGAAUCCCGGCGAAUCCACGCAACUUGGCUUGGAAAAACAUUCAAGGAAUUCCACCGGUCCACGGAUAGUCCACUUCCAAUCCAUUGGCGGUAAUGGCAUGACCUAUGCGAGAUGCGCUCUUACCACAACAUAUGUGGAAUCUAAAGUGCAGUGUGACGGGACCGCUUGCUCUGUGACCGCGAUGAGACGGUCCUUGAAUCCUUGGACGCCGUCUCAUCUGACGCUGCUGGACUUUUCCAAUCCCGGUUAUCAAGAAGGAGAUAGAGACUUCUUCAUCAACUGGCUCGAGGCGACGCCAGGGAGCCGGAGCUCGACUUGGGCUAGUCCAAGCGACAUAUACUUCUCAAUGCCGGACAACCCAUUCACGGUUGAGGAGGAUGUAUCCGCAUUCAGCCCGGACAUCGCGGACCUUGACAAGCAAGCCUUCCAACUUCGGUUUGCUCAACUUCUGAAUACGGCGUACAUCGCCGGUGUCUCGCCGAGGGGUGCCACGGGAGUCUUCAAUCCUGGCUACACCUUAGCACCCGCCAACGUGGGCCAGGCCUACCCUGUCGCGGAAGAUGCCACGAGGUACGCGCAAGCCAUCGUCCAGCACUCGCGCACAGUACUGCGCUGCCACUACGGCUGGUUCGCGGUGCUGGUGCUCUCGUCACUGCUCAUGCUUGCCGCCGCCAUCGCCGCAAUGACGUUCAACCUGCUCAGGCAAGGGCCAGACAUUCUAACUUCCUUCUCAUCGCUACUGCGCGACAAUUGUCAUAUUGAUCUUCAAGGGCUGGGAUCCAUGGCGGAUGGACUGGAGCUGAGCCGAGCAUGGGCGAGGGAGAGAGUCGCCCUUGGCGACGUAGCGCCGGAGAAGGAAGUCGGGCAUAUUGCGAUUACCAGGGUGAAUAGUGGCAUGACCAGAUUGAUGAAGGGGCGAAUGUAUGAUUGA